This is a messenger RNA of Equus quagga, 729 nucleotides long. It is a transcript of the gene SPEGNB, whose product is annotated as SPEG neighbor. The record is from RefSeq and is a predicted model, not a curated record. Lineage: Eukaryota; Metazoa; Chordata; Mammalia; Perissodactyla; Equidae. Gene Ontology annotation, molecular function: protein binding.
AUGUCCAAAGCGGCUCCGGCCAAAAAGGUGGCUGCAGCCCCGCCUCCAGGAUGCACCCUGGAUGUCAAUGAUCUCCAGGUCCAGAAAGGGGCCAUUCACAUCCAAGCCUCAUACUGGGGCCACAGGUCGCGGAAGGAGCUGCGCGAGAACGGGCCGCCACGAGUGCUGGAACCGCUGAAGGACGUGGUGCUGAUCGAGGGCAGCGCAGCCAACUGACUUCUGACUUGCCGCAUUUCGGCUUUCCCGGACCCAUUCAUCCGCUAGAGAGAGGACGGCAAAGAGCUGCGCGACCGGCCCAAGUAUCGUUACAUCUUCGAGGACCCUGACGUCCUCGCACUGCUGGUGCGCGAUGGCGAGCUGGCAGACCUGGGCCAGUACAGCAUCAACGUAACCAACCUCUUCGGCUAGGGCUCCGACUCGGCGCGCAACCUCGUGGAAGGAAUGCGCGCCCCGGAUGCAACUCAAAAGGGACCGGAUAACACUAAGGCGAGCAAAGGCACCACGGUGACGCUGACCGCGGCGAUCUUGGGCGAGCCUGCGCUCGACGUGGUCUCAACCAAGGACGGGGAGGACAGCGAGGAGGACGACAGGCGAGCCCCUCAUGUUGGCAGUACCACCACGACCCUGACCAUUCGUCCGGCCACGCCCGAGGACAGCGGCAAAUAUGAGGUGUACAUGGAGAACAGCCUGGGCACGGACCACAGCUUCGCUAGCGUGGACAUGGCCUGA